AGCGUUGAAGUGGGACAUUUCCAUCCUUUUUCUGUUUGCCAUGAGGGCGUGUGACGGGAAUAAUGUGGAUGUUCGCACCGGAAUACAGGCCUUUAUUUUGAGAGAAAUGUGGAUUGUUUUGCGCUUGUGGUGUUAAGCCAGACUAAUAUACAAAAAUGAAGAAGCAAUUCAAUCGGAUGCGACAGCUCGCCAACCAGACUGUUGGCAGGGCAGAAAAAACAGAGGUACUGAGUGAAGACCUGCUACAGGUAGAGAAGCGUCUGGACCUGGUGAAGCAAGUCUCUCACAGCACACAUAAGAAGCUGACCGCCUGUCUGCAGGGACAACAAGGCACCGAUUUAGAGAAGAAAUCAAUCAAAUCACCCUCUAAAAGGUUGCCCCUGACAACACUUGCUCAGUGUAUGGUGGAGGGAGCUGCUGUGUUAGGAGACGACUCUCUUCUCGGUAAGAUGCUGAAACUCUGUGGAGAUACAGAGGAGAAGUUGGCCCAAGAGCUGCUUGUCUUUGAGCUUCAGAUUGAAAGAGAUGUGGUUGAACCUCUGUAUGUGCUGGCUGAGGUGGAAAUUCCGAACAUUCAGAAACAGAGAAAACACUUAGCCAAACUCGUCCUGGACAUGGAUUCUGCAAGAACACGGUGGCAACAGUCAUCCAAGUCUUCGAGUCACCCCAGUAAUGUGCAGCAGGGCGGAGCCAAGACUGAUUCCCUGAGAGAGGAGAUGGAGGAGACAGCCAACCGGAUGGAGAUUUGCAGGGACCAGUUAUCAGCCGAUAUGUACAACUUUGUGGCCAAAGAAAUAGACUAUGCAAACUACUUUCAAAUGCUCAUAGAGGUUCAAGCGGAGUACCACAGAAAGUCUCUGGAGAUUCUGCAGAGUGUGCUGCCACAGAUCAAAGCUCACCAGGAGGCCUGGAUAGAGAAGCCAUCGUAUGGAAAGCCUUUAGAGGAACAUCUGGCCCUCAGUGGCAGGGAAAUCGCCUUCCCCAUCGAAGCAUGCGUCACCAUGCUGCUAGAAUGUGGCAUGCAGGAAGAGGGUUUAUUCCGGGUGGCACCUUCAGCCUCAAAGCUGAAGAAGCUGAAAGCAUCACUGGACUGCGGGGUUCUUGAUGUGCAGGAAUACUCAGCCGACCCACAUGCCAUUGCAGGCGCAUUGAAGUCUUAUCUUCGUGAACUUCCCGAACCUCUAAUGACCUUUGAACUCUAUGAUGAGUGGAUUCAGGCCUCAAAUGUUCAAGAUAUGGAUAAAAGGCUCCAAGCCCUGUUGACUACAUGUGAGAAACUACCAACAGACAAUUUGAACAACUUCAGAUAUUUAAUCAAAUUCUUGGCCAAACUUACAGAGCAUCAGGACGCCAAUAAAAUGACACCAGGUAACAUUGCAAUAGUUCUUGGACCCAACCUGCUGUGGACACAUUCAGAAGGGAACGUGACGGAAAUGAUGACCACCAUGUCUCUGCAAAUUGUUGGCAUCAUUGAGCCGAUUAUUCAACAUGCUGACUGGUUCUUCCCUGGAGAUAUUGAGUUCAACCUGACAGGGAGCUACGGAAGCCCCGUCCACACCAACCACAACUCCAACUACAGCUCCAUGCCCUCGCCAGACAUGGACCAAUCAGAUCGCAAGCAGCAGCACGACCAGGGCCGACGGCCACUCAGCGUUGCUACUGACAACAUGAUGCUGGAAUUCUACAAGAAGGAUGGCAUUAGGAAAAUUCAAAGUGUGGGUGUCAGAGUGAUGGACACAUCUUGGGUGAAGGGCAAAGGCUCCUCUACACUGGCACGUAAAGCCUCAUCCACUCCUCCCAGCGCACAGCCACCCGGCUCUCCUGCUGACACCCUGAUCACAGAGCAGUUCUGCGAGCUGGCCACAUCUCCAACCCCCACACCCCCUCCUGCAGAUAGGGGCAGCUCAGACGACGUGUCGCCCAAUCGGCCGGAUUCCUCAAAUGUCUAUGCGUCCCACGUGGAGGAGCGGCCACCCCCUCCUUACCCUUCUUCAUCCUCUUCCUCCUACCCCGCCCCUCACCACUUCUACCCCAAACCCCCUCCUUGUGCUCGGCCUGUCGCCCCCGGACCUGAAUCCCAGCCUCCCACCUCCCCGCCUCCACCCCUGCGCUGGUCCGGCUUCAGCCCCCCCCAGCUCCAGCCCCAGCCACCCCCUUCCUCCUCUUCCUCUUCUUCCUCUUCCUCACUCGAUAUAAACUCCAACCCCAAACCGAGCUGCCUGCACUUUCCUAAACAUGGCCCCUGUGAUGCGCCACAUGCCACUCUGCCUGACACCAAUGCCUCACCCCUUUACUUUAAAACACCUCUCAUGCUGACCCGCCACGACAUGUCCCUCGGAAAUCCCCCAAGCCUCCUCUCCUCCGCCCCUCCGCCGUGGGCUGCCUGUCCAUGUGCCCGCGAGAGAGGACCCCCCUGGUUGACUAGCACUCUGAAGAGCAAGGAGCUCUCUCCUGUGAUUGGCCACAAGGCUAUGCAGGCGUCAGGAGCAACAGUGCCCACUGUCUGCGGUCAGCAGAGCAACAGCCAGUCUCCACACUCGGCCGAGCAAAGCCCCCACACCUUACGCAAAGCCUCAAAGAAACUUGCCCCUGUGCCGCCCAAGGUUCCCUACUGCCAGUCGGGGGUGAUGUCAGACCAAUCCACAGGUCAGCCGUCUCCGGUCAGCCUGUCCCCCACUCCUCCAAGUACCCCCUCCCCUUACGGUCUGGGCUGUCCUCCUGGACACGUGUCCGCUUCUUCCCCUGGCCAGACCCCGUUAGGGGGACCCCAUUCAUUGUCCUCUCCGCCCUUUCUGACUGGUACACUCACAAAGUCCCGGCCCACCCCAAAGCCCAGGCAGAGACCCAGUCUGCCCCCUCCCCAGCCCCCCACCGUCCCCCCUCCAGCCCCCCAACCCCUGGAGCAGGGUCUACUUGACGGAUUGUCCCCCGGGGAGAGCAUGUCCACAGCAGAUCUCUUCAGCUUGGAAAUCCCCUCCAUCAAUGUCAAUCUAGACAGCCUGCUGGACGAGUUCAGGGUGGUCCCAUGUCGGAGCUCCUUGGGCGCGGUCAGCUCUCCGGACAGGGACUCCGUGUCUGAGGAGGAAGGCCAGAGCACCACGCUUUGACCCCUGAGCCCACCCAGCAGCUUGCCAGCAGCUUGCCAGCCUCGUCCGGAGCUCACCCGAUCCUGCUGUGGCUCCGCCUGGAACCCCACCCAACACAAACCCUGGAGUCCCACCUCACCGGCACCACAGGAGAGGAGAUACAAGAUGCCAACCACACAAAAGGUGCCAUAAUAAAAGCAACAGAAUGGAUUUUGUUCAAAUUGCUAGUGGAGGAACCUGGAGUUUUGUCUUAUAAUCCCUGUUUCUCUUUGAACAAUUCUGUCUGUUUUGUUUCAUUGUUGUGGUUGAUUUAUUGGGAUGUUUUUAUUUCUGCCUUAUCGCAGCUGCAAUUACAAUACAAUGCACAUAGGAAGCAGUUUGCUGACUUUAAAGGAACCUCAUGCACUUUCUUGUGCUGGAGGUAUGGAACUAAGACCCACACUAAUGGUGAAGAGUGGGCCUUCUAUGUUUUACCUACAGGGUCCAAGGAUAUGCCAUGCCAUACUCUUUGUAGAUGACUUGGUGGCAUAUAGCAUGCAGGUUUAUUUAAUUCUAAUUUUGCAAUUUGUCUCAUCCUCUCUUUCUCGCUUUCUUUCACACAACCCCUCUAACCUAAACACUAAAGGCAGUACAUCCAAUUAUUCUGAUUAAUAGUUAAACUGGUGUGCUUUUAUCUGUCUUUGUGCAGGAAGGGAACACUCUGAAAAGUUCACAUUACAGUUAACACACAAAAUAAAUUCUGAAAUUAAGUGUACUGUAGUUUACCCAAAAAUUUUAUUUCUGACAUCAUUUACUCGCCCUCAUAUUGAUCCAAAAAAAAAUUCUUAUUGAAUCUGGUCCGAGGCCUUUUAUGUUUGCAAUUACACAUGCACAUGCUCCUGAACACUCAGUGUU
Myxocyprinus asiaticus (Chinese sucker) is the source of this 3980-nucleotide messenger RNA. Its product is annotated as rho GTPase-activating protein 44-like. NCBI's taxonomy places the organism in Eukaryota, Metazoa, Chordata, Actinopteri, Cypriniformes, Catostomidae. The record is from RefSeq and is a predicted model, not a curated record. Gene Ontology annotation, molecular function: protein binding; GTPase activator activity. Gene Ontology annotation, biological process: positive regulation of GTPase activity; modification of dendritic spine; signal transduction. Gene Ontology annotation, cellular component: dendritic spine; presynaptic active zone; intracellular anatomical structure. The transcript is spliced from 22 exons. Bases 156 to 3107 code for a protein of 983 amino acids.